This is a messenger RNA of Chelmon rostratus (copperband butterflyfish), 1901 nucleotides long. RefSeq names its product myosin binding protein Ha (gene mybpha). The record is from RefSeq and is a predicted model, not a curated record. NCBI's taxonomy places the organism in Eukaryota, Metazoa, Chordata, Actinopteri, Chaetodontiformes, Chaetodontidae. Bases 1 to 1500 code for a protein of 499 amino acids. The transcript is spliced from 12 exons. Gene Ontology annotation, molecular function: protein binding.
AUGCCAGGCAAACCUGCCCCCAUCAAGAAGGCCCCAGCCAAGAAGGCUGCCGCGAAGGCACCUGAGCCCGCCCCGGCGCCCGAACCCGCUCCCGUAGAGGCUGCACCUGCGGAGGCUGCACCUGCGGAGGCUGCACCCGCCGAGGCUCCCGCUGAGGCGCCGACCGAGGCAGCUCCCGCAGCCGAGGGAGAGGCUGCCCCCGCCGCCACGGCUGAGGACACACCCGCCGCUGAAGGAAGCGCUCCAGUCCCCACCAGCGCUCCUCUGGACGUAAGUGUGGAAGAUGUGAACGACUCCAGCCUCACCAUUAAAUGGAAAACUCCAGAGGCCAUCGGAGACUCCGGCCUGAGCGGAUACGCCGUCGAGUACCGCAAGGAUGGAACAUCAGACUGGGUGGCUGCUCAUGAGGAGUUGACCCCAGCUAACCGCUACUGCAUCAAGAAUCUAACAGCCGAUGACCUGCUGCAUGUGCGCGUGGUGGCCGUAAACCCCGGUGGCCGCAGUGAACCGGGUACACUUGCUGGGCCUGUGCCAAUCCGCGAGGUUGCUGACCGCCCCAGGAUCCGCAUGCCCCGUGCCCUCAGAUCCCGCUAUGUCAAGCAGGUUGGAACGCAGAUCAACCUGGUCUUCCCCUUUAUUGGAAAGCCCAAACCUGUGGUGUCCUGGCUGAAGGACGGUCAACCUCUGGAUACAAAGAGGGUGAACAUCAGGAACAGCGACAAGGACAGCAUCAUGUUCAUCCGCAGCGCUCAGAGGGAGGACUCCGGUGUUUACGAGAUGACUGUUAAGGUGGACAGCUUUGAAGACAAAGCCACCCUCACCCUUCAGAUCGUGGAGCUGCCCGGCCCUCCUGCCAGCGUGAAGCUAGUGGACUCCUGGGGCUUCAACGCUGCUCUGGAAUGGACCCUCCCCAAGGAUAACGGCAACACGGAGAUCACCGGAUACACCGUCCAGAAGGCCGACAGGAAGACCGGGGAGUGGUUCACGGUGCUGGAGAACUACCACCGGCUAACCGCCACCAUCUCAGACCUCAUCAUGGGCAACUCGUACUGCUUCAGAGUGUUCGCUCAGAACCAGGUGGGCAUCAGUGAGUCCAGCGCCGUCACCAAGGGAGUGGCCACCAUCCAGAAGACAGGUAUUGUCUACAAGCCUCCCGAGUACCAGGAGCACGACUUCAGCGAGGCACCUAAAUUCACCACCCCCCUCAGUGACCGCGCUGCCACCGUGGGAUACACCACCAAGCUGCUGUGUUCUGUUCGUGGAUGCCCCAAGCCUAAGAUCGAGUGGCUGAAGAAUCAGAUGAUCAUUGGUGACGACCCCAAGUUUCGUCAGAUCUCUAAUCAGGGCAUUUGCUCCCUGGAGAUCCGUAAGCCCUGCAGCUUCGAUGGUGGUGUGUACACCUGCAGAGCCAAGAACGCCCAGGGAGAGGCCACCGUGUCCUGCAAGCUGGAGGUCAAACAGAUUGUUCUCUCAGAUGCCGACAAGGAGAAGAGCAAAUAAACCAACACCCAAACCUGCAGAGCGCUUUUAAAUGACGAGCAGAAGUUCAGGUCUUAUGUUUUAAGAGUGUUUGAGGAGGUGUAAGAAAAAGUCGCGGCUGGCUGUGCAGCAGUGUGUACAUAAUGAAAAAGAGGACAGAACAACAUACCAACAUCUCCAUAUCCCUCCCCCUCCUCCCCCCUAUCCCACCCACCUACCCACAUGUACCGGACUCACUCACUCCCCCCAGUACGCAGGGAAGACCCACGCCACCCAACCCGCCCAGUUUGCCAAAUGUUGUAUGUUAUUUUAGUUGGUGACAUGUAUGUAAGGCUAUAUUUACCAUGUGUUUUUUCUGCCAGUCCAUGUGCUGUUUGUUGCAGUAAAUAUACUGUAUGCACAACCUAAUAAAACAGUGAAUC